AGGAAGGCACGCGAAGCUCGCUGCUUUCCUUGCUUGCCUCCUCCCGCCCCCAAAAUAAAAAUCUGAAAACAGCAAGGCACCAAACGCCCGGAGCCCCGAGCACACCACCACACACCAUUUCUUCCCCCUUCUGCCUCUCGCCUCGUCCCCCCCGCAGACCUCAGCCGGCCUACCCUCUUCCUCCUCUAAAAGCCCAGGUCAAACUGCCCCGGCCAGCGAGGGAGACGGGGGAGAGAGAGAGGAGAGAGGCUCUCGGAUCCGAGCUGCCCCCUCCCGCGCCCGCCCAGAUCUCCUGCGCAGCCCAGCACCCGACGCCCCGGAUCUGCACCUGCCGCAAAGAUCUACAAGCAACCGGCCGGCAGCUUGCGGUCGCUGGUGGUUGGUUGGUUGGCGAGGAGGAGGAGGAGGAUUAGGCGGCGGAGAUGUCGUCCAGCACGAUCCGGAAGGCGCUGGGCGCCGUCAAGGACCAGACCAGCAUCGGGCUCGCCAAGGUCACCAGCAACAUAGCGCCGGAGCUCGACGUGCUCAUCGUCAAGACCACCAGCCACGACGACGAGCCGGCCGAGGAGCGCCACAUCCGCGAGAUCCUCCACCUCACCUCCGGAUCCCGCGCCCACGUCGCCGCCGCGGUCGCCGGCUGCGCCCGCAGGCUCUCCCGCACCCGCGACUACGUCGUCGCGCUCAAGUCGCUCAUGCUCGUGCACCGUCUCCUCACCGACGGCGACCCCUUCUUCCACCGGGAGCUCCUCCACGCCACGCGCCGGGGCACCCGCCUCCUCAACCUCUCCGACUUCCGUGACGAGGCGCACUCUGGCUCGUGGGACCACUCCGCCUUCGUCCGCACCUAUGCGCUGUACCUCGACCAGCGCCUCGAGUUCCUCCUCCACGAGCGCAAGCAGGGUUCCAACGCUAAUGGAAGCGCCAGCCUGAACGGGCCAUCGCCGCGUGACCGUUGGGGUUCUCCUGACCCGUAUGGCCGCCGGUCACCCUCCUACACCUCCCCUCCGGGGAAUGGGUAUGGAGGGUACGAUGAUAACCGUGACAGCAGGAAUGGCGGGAACUCUGAUGACAAGAGGCCGCCGACCCCUGUGAGGGAUAUGAAGCCGGAGCGGGUCCUUGGCCGUAUGCACCACCUGCAGCAGCUGCUCGACAGGUUCCUUGCCUGCCGCCCCACAGGUGGCGCGAAGCAGAGCAGGAUGGUGCUGGUUGCACUGUAUCAGAUGGCGAGGGAGAGCUUCCAGCUCUACGCCGAUAUCUGCGAGGUACUUGCGGUGCUGCUGGACAGGUUCUUUGACAUGGAAUACGCUGAUUGUGUCAAGGCCUUCGAGGCAUAUGCCAGUGCGGCAAAGCAGAUUGAUGAGCUUUGCUCAUUUUAUGCUUGGUGUAAGGACACCGGGGUAGCGAGAUCAUCGGAGUACCCAGAGGUGCAGCGGGUCACUGAUAAGUUACUGGAGACAUUGGAGGAGUUUAUGAGGGACCGGGCAAAGCGCCCCAAGAGCCCACCACGGGAGCCUGAGCCCGAGCCGGUCAAGGAGGAAGAGCCAGAGCCGGACAUGAACAGCAUCAAGGCGCUUCCUGCACCAGAGGACUACAAGGAGCCUGAACCUGAGAAGGUGGAGGAAGAGGUGAAGCCAGAGCCCCCGCCGCAGCCCCAGGGUGAUCUGGUGGAUCUUAGAGAAGACACUGUGAGUGCAGAUGAGCAAGGCAAUAGGCUUGCUCUGGCCCUCUUCCAAGGGCCACCUGCUGCUGGUGGUAGCAAUGGGUCAUGGGAGGCCUUCCCUUCCAAUGGUGGCAACGAAGUGACUUCUGCGUGGCAGAAUCCUGCGGCUGAGCCCGGUAAGGCUGAUUGGGAACUCGCCCUUGUGGAGACGGCUAGCAACUUGUCCAAGCAGAAGGCUGUAAUGACAGGUGGUAUGGAUAAUCUGCUACUGAAUGGUAUGUACGACCAAGGUGUUGUGCGUCAGCAUGUCAACGCACAGGCGACUAGUGGGAGCUCCAGCAGUGUUGCCCUACCUGCGCCUGGACAGAAGACACAGAUGCUGGCUCUUCCGGCACCAGACGGUUCGAUGCAGAACGUUGGUGGGGAUCCUUUUGCGGCAUCCCUUACCUUCGCACCACCAUCCUAUGUGCAGAUGGCCGAGAUGGAGAAGAAGCAGCAGUUCUUGACACAGGAGCAGAUGAUGUGGCAGCAGUACCAACGGGACGGCAUGCAGGGGCCGUCGAGCUUGGCCAAGCUCGAUCGGACCUACAACAACGGCUUCGGCUCAAACCCAGCCAUGCCAUACGGGAUGCCAAACGCGCCAAUGGCAAAUACAGGGUAUUACUACCCCACUUACUGAGCUAUUCUUUGUUCAAAUCCUUACAGUUGCUGUGAAUUUUGUUCUGUAUUUGUGAUCUUACUCCUCGGGGCUGUGUCCAGCAUCAGUUGUUGUGUCCCUUGUCUCUGGAUCAAACCUUUUGGUCUCUUAUAUAUAUGUAAUUCUAUUUGUUUGGAACCAAAUGCGGCAUCUAAGGGUUGGUUAUAGUUGAAUACAUAAUCUGAGCUGAUGUUCUUUCA
This is a messenger RNA of Triticum aestivum (bread wheat), 2557 nucleotides long. RefSeq names its product putative clathrin assembly protein At2g25430. The transcript has 2 exons. Gene Ontology annotation, molecular function: SNARE binding; phosphatidylinositol-4,5-bisphosphate binding; 1-phosphatidylinositol binding. Gene Ontology annotation, biological process: clathrin coat assembly; clathrin-dependent endocytosis; vesicle budding from membrane. Gene Ontology annotation, cellular component: clathrin-coated pit; clathrin-coated vesicle. The record is from RefSeq and is a predicted model, not a curated record. Bases 423 to 2339 code for a protein of 638 amino acids. NCBI's taxonomy places the organism in Eukaryota, Viridiplantae, Streptophyta, Magnoliopsida, Poales, Poaceae.